AUGGAACUGGAAGGCAUUUAUAACAGUUUUGACAGCGAGAAUAGGGGACUGGACAGAGAUGAAGAUAUUUAUGCUAAUAAGGUCCCAAAAUUCAGCCAGAGUGAAGCAACAGCUCAAAAACACAGAGGAAGCAGGUGUUUGGUGUUGAUGACAGUGUGUUGCGGGAUCAUUUGUGUUCUUCUGCUGGUCUUCAUCACACUGUACAUCAUCAUCACAGCAGAGAGAGACCAGUUAAAGAGUUACAAAAACACAGUUGAAGAGUUCAAUCAGACUAUCAUCAGCUUACAGGACAAGAACACUGAUCUAAUGACUGAAAAAGACCAACUGAAGAACAACUUCAGCUCUUUGAAUCAGAUGAAACUGCAGCUGGAGACCACAGUCAAUGAUCUCAUUGCUGAGAAAAGUCAGUUAAAGGGAAGUUUUGAUGCUUUGAAUCAGACGAAACUGCAGCUGGAGACCAGAGUCAAUGAUCUCACUGCUGGGAAAAGUCAGUUACAGGGAAGUUUUGAUGCUUUGAAUCAGACGAAACUGGAGCUGGAGACCAGAGUCAAUGAUCUCACUGCUGAGAAAAAUCAAUUAAAGGGAAGUUUUGAUGCUUUAAAUCAGAUGAAACUGGAGCUGGAGACCAGAGUCAAUGAUCUCACUGCAGAGAAAAGUCAGUUACGAGGAAGUUGUGAUGCUUUGAAUCAGACGAAACUGGAGCUGGAGACCGGAGUCAAUGAUCUCACUGCUGAGAAAAGUCAAUUAAAGGGAAGUUUUGAUGCUUUGAAUCAGACGAAACUGGAGCUGGAGACCAGAGUCAAUGAUCUCACUGCUGAGAAGAGUCAGUUACGAGGAAGUUGUGAUGCUUUGAAUCAGACGAAACUGGAGCUGGAGACCAGAGUCAAUGAUCUCACUGCUGGGAAAAGUCAGUUAAAGGGAAGUUUUGAUGCUUUGAAUCAGACGAAACUGCAGCUGGAGACCAGAGUCAAUGAUCUCACUGCUGAGAAGAGUCAGUUACGAGGAAGUUUUGAUGCUUUGAAUGAGACGAAACUGGAGCUGGAGACCAGAGUCAAUGAUCUCACUGCUGAGAAGAGUCAGUUACGAGGAAGUUGUGAUGCUUUGAAUCAGACGAAACUGGAGCUGGAGACCAGAGUCAAUGAUCUCACUGCUGAGAAAAGUCAAUUAAAGGGAAGUUUUGAUGCAUUGAAUCAGACGAAACUGGAGCUGGAGACCAGAGUCAAUGAUCUCACUGCUGGGAAAAGUCAAUUACAGGAAAGUUUUGAUGCAUUGAAUCAGACGAAACUGGAGCUGGAGACCAGAGUCAAUGAUCUCACUGCUGGGAAAAGUCAGUUACAGGGAAGUUUUGAUGCUUUGAAUCAGACGAAACUGGAACUGGAGACCAGAGUCAAUGAUCUCACUGCUGAGAAAAGUCAGUUACGAGGAAGUUUUGAUGCUUUGAAUCAGACGAAACUGGAGCUGGAGACCAGAGUCAAUGAUCUCACUGCUGAGAAAAGUCAAUUACAGGAAAGUUUUGAUGCUUUGAAUCAGACGAAACUGGAGCUGGAGACCAGAGUCAAUGAUCUCACUGCUGAGAAAAGUCAAUUAAAGGGAAGUUUUGAUGCUUUGAAUCAGACGAAACUGGAACUGGAGACCAGAGUCAAUGAUCUCACUGCUGAGAAAAGUCAGUUACAGGGAAGUUUUGAUGCUUUGAAUCAGACGAAACUGGAGCUGGAGACCAGAGUCAAUGAUCUCACUGCUGGGAAAAGUCAGUUACAGGGAAGUUUUGAUGCUUUGAAUCAGACGAAAAUGGAACUGAAGACCAGAGUCAAUGAUCUCACUGCUGAGAAAAGUCAAUUAAAGGGAAGUUUUGAUGCUUUAAAUCAGAAGAAACUGGAGCUGGAGACCAGAGUCAAUGAUCUCACUGCUGAGAAAAGUCAAUUAAAGGGAAGUUUUGAUGCUUUGAAUCAGACGAAACUGGAACUGGAGACCAGAGUCAAUGAUCUCACUGCUGAGAAAAGUCAGUUACGAGGAAGUUUUGAUGCUUUGAAUCAGACGAAACUGGAGUUGGAGACCAGAGUCAAUGAUCUCACUGCCGAGAAAAGUCAAUUAAAGGGAAGUUUUGAUGCUUUAAAUCAGAAGAAACUGGAGCUGGAGACCAGAGUCAAUGAUCUCACUGCCGAGAAAAGUCAGUUACAGGGAAGUUUUGACUCUUUGAAUCAGACGAAACUGGAGUUGGAGACCAGAGUCAAUGAUCUCACUGCCGAGAAAAGUCAAUUACAGGGAAGUUUUGAUGCUUUGAAUCAGACGAAACUGGAGUUGGAGACCAGAGUCAAUGAUCUCACUGCUGAGAAAAGUCAAUUAAAGGGAAGUUUUGAUGCUUUGAAUCAGACGAAACUGGAACUGGAGACCAGAGUCAAUGAUCUCACUGCUGAGAAAAGUCAAUUAAAGGGAAGUUUUGAUGCUUUAAAUCAGAAGAAACUGGAGCUGGAGACCAGAGUCAAUGAUCUCACUGCCGAGAAAAGUCAGUUACGAGGAAGUUUUGAUGCUUUGAAUCAGACGAAACUGGAGUUGGAGACCAGAGUCAAUGAUCUCACUGCCGAGAAAAGUCAAUUACAGGGAAGUUUUGAUGCUUUGAAUCAGACGAAACUGGAGUUGGAGACCAGAGUCAAUGAUCUCACUGCCAAGAAAAGUCAGUUACAGGGAAGUUUUGAUGCUUUGAAUCAGACGAAACUGGAGUUGGAGACCAGAGUCAAUGAUCUCACUGCUGAGAAAAGUCAGUUACAGGGAAGUUUUGAUGCUUUGAAUCAGACGAAACUGGAACUGGAGACCAGAGUCAAUGAUCUCACUGCUGAGAAAAGUCAAUUACAGGGAAGUUGUGAUGCUUUGAAUCAGACGAAACUGGAGUUGGAGACCAGAGUCAAUGAUCUCACUGCUGAGAAAAGUCAGUUACAGGGAAGUUUUGAUGCUUUGAAUCAGACGAAACUGGAGCUGGAGACCAGAGUCAAUGAUCUCACUGCUGAGAAAAGUCAGUUACGAGGAAGUUUUGAUGCUUUGAAUGAGACGAAACUGGAGUUGGAGACCAGAGUCAAUGAUCUCACUGCCAAGAAAAGUCAGUUACAGGGAAGUUUUGAUGCUUUGAAUCAGACGAAACUGGAGUUGGAGACCAGAGUCAAUGAUCUCACUGCUGAGAAAAGUCAGUUAGGAGGAAGUUUUGAUGCUUUGAAUCAGACGAAACUGGAACUGGAGACCAGAGUCAAUGAUCUCACUGCUGAGAAAAGUCAGUUACAGGGAAGUUGUGAUGCUUUGAAUCAGACGAAACUGGAGUUGGAGACCAGAGUCAAUGAUCUCACUGCUGAGAAAAGUCAGUUACAGGGAAGUUUUGAUGCUUUGAAUCAGAAGAAACUGGAGCUGGAGACCAGAGUCAAUGAUCUCACUGCUGAGAAGAGUCAGUUACAGAGAAGGUUUGAUGCUUUGAAUCAGAAGAAACUGGAGUUGGAGACCAGAGUCAAUGAUCUCACUGCUGAGAAAAGUCAGUUACAGGGAAGUUUUGAUGCUUUGAAUCAGACGAAACUGGAGUUGGAGACCAGGGUCAAUGAUCUCACUGCUGAGAAAAGUCAGUUAGGAGGAAGUUUUGAUGCUUUGAAUCAGACGAAACUGGAGCUGGAGACCAGAGUCAAUGAUCUCACUGCUGAGAAAAGUCAGUUACAGAGAAGUUUUGACUCUUUGAAUCAGACGAAACUGGAGCUGGAGACCAGAGUCAAUAAUCUCACUGCUGAGAAAAGUCAGUUACGAGGAAGUUUUGAUGCUUUGAAUCAGACGAAACUGGAGCUGGAGACCAGAGUCAAUGAUCUCACUGCUGAGAAAAGUCAGUUACAGGAAAGUUUUGAUGCUUUGAAUCAGAAGAAACUAGAGUUAGAGACCAGAGUUAAUGAUCUCACUGCUGAGAAAAGUCAGUUACAGGGAAGUUUUGACUCUUUGAAUCAGAAGAAACUGGAGUUAGAGACCAGAGUCAAUGAUCUCACUGCUGAGAAAAGUCAGUUAGGAGGAAGUUUUGAUGCUUUGAAUCAGACGAAACUGGAACUGGAGACCAGAGUCAAUGAUCUCACUGCUGAGAAAAGUCAGUUACAGGGAAGUUGUGAUGCUUUGAAUCAGACGAAACUGGAGUUGGAGACCAGAGUCAAUGAUCUCACUGCUGAGAAAAGUCAGUUACAGGGAAGUUUUGAUGCUUUGAAUCAGACGAAACUGGAGCUGGAGACCAGAGUCAAUGAUCUCACUGCUGAGAAAAGUCAGUUACAGGGAAGUUUUGAUGCUUUGAAUCAGAAGAAACUGGAGCUGGAGACCAGAGUCAAUGAUCUCACUGCUGAGAAAAGUCAGUUACAGAGAAGUUUUGACUCUUUGAAUCAGACGAAACUGGAGCUGGAGACCAGAGUCAAUAAUCUCACUGCUGAGAAAAGUCAGUUACGAGGAAGUUUUGAUGCUUUGAAUCAGAAGAAACUAGAGUUAGAGACCAGAGUCAAUGAUCUCACUGCUGAGAAAAGUCAGUUAAGAGGAAGUUUUGAUGCUUUGAAUCAGAAGAAACUAGAGUUAGAGACCAGAGUCAAUGAUCUCACUGCUGAGAAAAGUCAGUUACAGGGAAGUUUUGACUCUUUGAAUCAGAAGAAACUGGAGUUAGAGACCAGAGUCAAUGAUCUCACUGCUGAGAAAAGUCAGUUAAGAGGAAGUUUUGAUGCUUUGAAUCAGAAGAAACUAGAGUUAGAGACCAGAGUCAAUGAUCUCACUGCUGAGAAAAGUCAGUUACAGGGAAGUUUUGACUCUUUGAAUCAGAAGAAACUGGAGUUAGAGACCAGAGUCAAUGAUCUCAGUGAAGAACUAAAGAAGGAAAAAUCUAAAAAAGGAUUUCUGUGGGGUCGAGAUGGCUUGUUUAUGUCCAAUAAGCCGAUGACCUGGUCUGAGAGCAGACAGUUCUGCAGAGAUCAAGGAGCUGAUCUGGUCAUUAUCAGCACUGAAGAGAAGCAGAGGCACAUAACUUCAUCAGUCAAGGGGAGAGUGUGGAUUGGUUUGUCUGACAUUGAGACUGAGGGGAUCAUGAAAUGGGUGGAUAAUUCACCACUGAAACAAGGGUUUUGGAAUAAAGGAGAGCCAAAUAAUGCAGGAAACGAGGACUGUGUUGAACUGACGCCUUCAGACUCCAUCCAGAACUGGAAUGAUCUCCCAUGCUCUGAGAAGAGGAAAGCCGUUUGUGAGAAAUAGGGUUCAUGUUUUUAUUUGUAUUUUUUUAUGGAAUCAUCACUCUUAUUAAUUUUUUAUUAUUAAUUUCUUAUUAGUUUUUGUAGAUAGUAGCUGCUUUCAUGACAUCAGUUUCAUUCUAUGCUAUUUUGUAACAUACAAAACAUAAAUGGAAAU
Pimephales promelas (fathead minnow) is the source of this 5385-nucleotide messenger RNA. RefSeq lists its product as uncharacterized. NCBI's taxonomy places the organism in Eukaryota, Metazoa, Chordata, Actinopteri, Cypriniformes, Leuciscidae. The record is from RefSeq and is a predicted model, not a curated record. Gene Ontology annotation, cellular component: myosin complex; microtubule organizing center; cytoplasm. Gene Ontology annotation, molecular function: microtubule binding; dynein light intermediate chain binding. Gene Ontology annotation, biological process: cytoskeleton-dependent intracellular transport; cytoplasmic microtubule organization.